Messenger RNA from Podarcis lilfordi (Lilford's wall lizard), 320 nucleotides. The record is from the annotation of a GenBank genome assembly. Lineage: Eukaryota; Metazoa; Chordata; Lepidosauria; Squamata; Lacertidae.
GUCAUCAGCAUCAGAGAUAUUGACAUGAAAAACCAGUCUACUGCUAUGGAGUUUACACUGGUCAGCCUAAGCAGCUCCUUAGAACUACAGACUCUUCUCUUUUGGGUAUUUACAUUUAUCUAUGCUACUGCUUUGGCUGGAAACUUCCUGCUCAUCUUCACCAUAUGCAGUUGCAGAAAACUCCACACACCCAUGUACUUCCUACUCAUCAACCUGUCCUUAGUGAAUGUGUUUUCCAUCUCAGUUACAACUCCUAAAUUGCUCCAGACUCUUUGGACUCACACAAAGACCAUUUCCUUUUAUGGCUGCAUCACACAGGU